This is a messenger RNA of Trematomus bernacchii (emerald rockcod), 3852 nucleotides long. RefSeq names its product DENN domain-containing protein 11-like. The transcript has 9 exons. NCBI's taxonomy places the organism in Eukaryota, Metazoa, Chordata, Actinopteri, Perciformes, Nototheniidae. Gene Ontology annotation, cellular component: cytoplasm. The record is from RefSeq and is a predicted model, not a curated record. Bases 253 to 1746 code for a protein of 497 amino acids.
CGACGAAGGAGUUGCCCUCUCUCAACAGCAUCACAUUUAUGAUCACCUCAGACAAGAACGAUUUUGGAGAUAGAUGUAAAAGCUGCUUCAUGCAAUAUUAAUUUGAUGCAAAAUGCAACCCUUCUGAACAGUUUAGAAUAACUUUAUAAUGCGGGAAUUGCUCUGAGCUUUAAUUAUCAACGGAUGGACCUGGUGCCUGUCGGCUGAGACAUCAUUUACGAGCGGCGGUGAGACAGACGAGGCGGGACCGGGAUGGUGGAGCGGUCGGACCGAGCCCCUCUGCUGGACUGGGAGGAGAUUCCGUCCGCGGAGAAGCCCGGAGGAACAGUACCGGUGGCAGCACAGGUCAAGGACCGACUGGCGAGCCCCUCCAACAACCGUACCUCACCAGGAUGCUCGGCGCAGGGGUGGAGCAGCGGACCAGGGGGUCCCACUUCCAGCAGGUCUGUCCCCGACGGCUGCAGCGCCCCACCCGCGACCUCCAGCACCUCGGCGGGCAAUGAUGAAGCCCUGCAUGCCGACAACGAGGAGCAUCUCUCGGAUUCAGGAUCGACAGAGGAGUCGUUGGAUGACAGGAUGGUGAAAUGGGAGGAAAAGGACCAGAUCGUGUCGGUCUUUGUGGUUGCGUUCAAUACCAGAUCAGGAAACAUGCUGGAGUGGUGUCUGCCCAAAGACAUGGACCUGGAGGGAGUGGAGUUCAAAGCCAUCGCCAGCGGCUCCCACAGGGUCACCACAGACUUCAUAUACUUCCGGAAGGGCUCUUACUUUGGGCUCGCCUGCUUUGCCAACAUGCCGGUGGAGAGCGUGGUGGAGCGGGGCGCGAGGAUGAAGUCGGUAGGGAUCCUGUCGCCUUCCUACACCCUGCUCUACCGCUACAUGAGCUUUCUGGAGCAUCAGGUCAGGCUCCAGCUUCAGACCCCAGGCCACUACUCUCCUCUGGAGGCCUUCUAUGAGGACAAGAGAGCAAUACUGCCCCCCAGUGGUGAUGGUGUUGUUAGUGCAUGUCCAGCCAACGCCUGGGGGGCUGCAAUCAACCACAGCAUGCACCCUGAGAUGAAGAUCACCCACCCUGCAGGCUGCAUGUCCCAGUUCAUCCGCUUCUUUGGGGAGCAGAUCAUGGUGCUGUGGAAACUGGCUCUCCUCCGCAGGCGCAUCCUCAUCUUCUCCCCUCCACCUGUGGGCGUGGUCUGCUACAGAGUGUACUGCUGCUGUUGCCUGGCAAACAUCUCCAUCCCCGGGAUCGGCGUGGCUGUGCCUGAGUUCCGGCCCUUCUUCUACGUUAACGUGGCCGAUAUCAGCUCCCUGGAGAACGAGCUCUCCUACGUAGCGUGUACUACUGAGAAGAUCUUUGAGGAGAAGAAGGAUCUGUAUGACGUGUAUGUAGACAAUCAGAAUGUAAAGACCUACAGGGAUGGUUUGAAGCCUCUGCUCCGCCUCAGCACCGCAGACAGGGAGAAAUAUCGCAAACUCACAGAACAGAGGCAGAUGUUGCUGUACUCCCAGGAGGAGAAUGGAGACUGUGUGUCCAGUGAAGAGGAUCUAUUUAUUCUGUUUUUCCUGGAGCAGAACAACAGGAUUUUCCAGACCCUCAGCGAGGUGGCAGCGAGCCCCGAUCCCACGCUGACCCAUGAGAGUGUGAGGGCCAUGGGUCUGGAUCCCCAUGGAGACAGGCUCUUUCUGCUCCACCUGCUGGAGAUCUACGGCUACGACACCCUGCUGGUGUCCGAGCAGCUGUGCUGCAGUUGAGAGAUUAUGGACGGCUGGCUUUAUGGCUUUCAUCACUGCUGGUUUAAAAAAGGAGGUAGAUUUGCCUCGAGAGAAUGUUGAGUGCUGCACUACUGGCUUCUUGGAGUCUUACAGAUUGUUCCUUUUUUGUCGUAUAUCCCCCUGUGCUUAUUUUGUUCACCCUGGUUCUGCUCCCUCACAGCCUUAUGGCAGGAGCAACAAUAAGUAAACUCUCAUUUAUUAUAACAAGAAAUGUGGUCAGUUCUCUUUGAUACAGCAUCAUGCAGAUGGAUUACUCCCCCUUGGCUGAUUAAAAGUGAUUCUCUGGAUUGGAUACAGCUGCAGUAUUUCAACACUGAUGUGUGUUUGAAUGCUAUGGAUGGCAAAACCCAAAAGGAGAUCAAUAAAAGACUAAAGUGGCCUGGACUGCACUCAACAUCAAGUAGAGAGAGAAAGCAAGAGACGUCCCUCAAGAUGUCCUCCUGUGAUUUGGAGAAUUUCUGUGGACAAAACUGAGGAAUGAUGUACAAAAGUGAAGACGAGAGGUAGCCGUCCUGUAAAUAAUCCAGUUUUUUCCCCUUUAUGUAUAGUGUGUCAGAUUAUGUGUGAUAUGGGUCUGCCUCUCUGCCAAUGUUGCUUUCCUUGUAUCAAGUGCUGGAUUUAAACAUCUCAUUUUUUAAGCCUCCAUGUUGAAAUCAGGGCGUCCUUUCCUGAAACGUAUGUCACUACAAGCAGGUCAAACAACUUUUGUCUUUAAGAGCCAUGUCUGUAAGCACAGUGGUUUCACUUGACCAUAACCAGCUUGCCAUUUAACCUUAAGACAAAUCGUUUUUGCCCCGAGCUAAGACCAAAUCAGAUUUUCUAAUGAUGUCCAAAAGGUAAGGUUGAUUGUGUCCAGAGGUGAUUUGAAAUCUUAUUUGCACCGACGCUGUUCAAAUAUGUCUAGUUGUGUUUUUCAGCUCGAGUAUCAGGUUAUUGACAGCCCUUCAAGGGGUGAGUUGAAAACGUAAAAUGAUUCAGAGGCCCUGAGAUAAUUUCUUCAACAACUACUGUCUGCAGAUAAGAUUAUAGAAAAUCAGUUUAAACACAAUACUAUAACUAAAGCUUUUCACAUUUUGAAGCACACUUAGCAUAUGCUGUUGACAGGAAGUUAUCUUAUGUUGUGGAUUGCUGUGAAAACAAGGUGCUUGGCUGUUUAUCAGUUAAGUAGUGAGAACCUUAAAGCUGCAUUAAUCAAAAUGACAAUGGAGGAAACUUAAAUAAUGAAUACACAGCUCCGACAUGAUCUCUGGCUUAAGGUUUUUAUUGGCUAAUGUAUAAGCAAUAAUCAGACAUUAGCAUUCACGUGGAGUCCUGUUUCUUUUAGCUCUACUUUGGGCUUCACCAACUUCUGAGAAAAUUAGCUUUUAGCUGCAAGUUGUUCCACUGUCCUUACUAGCUAGCUCUAGCUGCUAACUUUGUCUCCUGUUGAGCGCUAUAUAGGUAGAAUACAAUAGCUUUAUGGGACAGUUUUGCUGAAAACAAGAGUCUGUUGACGGUGGAAACAUAAAACAUGUUCAAUAAAACUAUUACUAGUUAAACUUCAUAAAGCUUCAGGGAUUAGCUAGCUUGCAUUCCUAGCAAGUUUGUGAGCUACAUCACAUGUACUUAUUUGGGUCUCUGUUGUAAUAAAUCCUGAUUAAUGCAGCUUCAAGCAGUUUUUCCCUUUGAAGGGAUAUACGUUAUCAGCUUGCAUACCUCCAUUGAUCAGGUAUCGUUUUGAAAUGUGAUGGAACAGCAAUGUUCUCAUAAAUCAAUUUUUGGGGAGAAUAUCCUAAUCAGCAUGACGUUAAUGCAACGUGAAAACACAUGCGUCGAGAUAAAUUCUAUUGACAUGACAAAAAAGUCAAUUAUAGUGUUAACUUGUAACACUAUAAUUGACUUUUUUGUCAUUGUCAAUAGAAUUUGAAAGGAAUGUUUCUUCUUUCUGAUUGAAAAGUAUCUCACAAACACAUCUGUACAAAAAAACUAAUAAUUAGUAUUCUGGCAUUUUAUGUUUUACAGUGAUCAUUUUUUUAAACAUUUAAUUUUAGAAUUGAUUUAGCUGUGAAUUGUUUCAAGUGUCAAUAUUAAAUUGCUGUAACAUUA